AUGGUGAGGAAGAGACCGAUUCUCAAGAUCAUCAUACUUGGUGACAGUGGGGUUGGAAAGACCUCACUGAUGAACCAAUUCAUCAACAAGCGAUUCACCAAUCAGUACCGCGCAACAAUCGGAGCCGACUUCUCAACCCAGGAAGUUACAGUUGAUGAUAGAGUGGUGACGUUGCAGAUAUGGGAUACCGCCGGACAGGAAAGAUUUCAAAGCCUUGGAAAGGCAUUCUACAGAGGCGCUGAUUGCUGCAUGCUAGUUUAUGAUACAACGAACCAGAAGACGUUUGAAAGCAUAGAGAGCUGGAAAUCCGAGUUCCUCAUACAGGUGGAACCGAAAGAUCCAGAUUCUUUCCCAUUCGCCCUAAUAGGCAAUAAAGUAGACGAUGUUGCUAACAGAAAGGUCAGCGCUAACAAGGCAACUAACUGGUGUAAGGCAAAUAACGAUAUACCACAUUUUGAAACAAGAACAAUGACCCUUUUUACUAGUAUUUUGGGUGUAGUAACACAUGGACUUACAACACUUACAGAUGCUGCGAAAUCCGUCCUCAAAAGCUAUGCUAGGGACCUUCUGACGAAUGGCAUCGAUAAAGACCUUAUUAAUGGAAUAAUAGCGUCAGAGGCGUUUAACAAAAUAUAUGAAGAACACUUGCCGGCAUUCAUAGCAGAAGUAUGGGUUCGAUAUGUCAUUCCUACCUUUUUUCUCUCGGCCUUUUUAUGUCUGCUUUUGUAUCUUAUAUAUUUGUACGACGUACUGCCAACUCUUGGAUUCCUGCUGUACGACGUUGGGAAAUAUAUCUGCAUCAAGAUUGUAGAUUUCUUCAUGGCUUUUACUGCGGCGCGUGGUGACGAGCUAUAUAAGGCAUUAGGAUAUGCUACUGAUGAUGACACACCGGUGCGUAACCUCAGAGCCAGCCUCAACUGUUUUAAGUAA
Molecule: messenger RNA, 930 nt
Organism: Babesia sp. Xinjiang
Lineage: Eukaryota; Apicomplexa; Aconoidasida; Piroplasmida; Babesiidae
Product: Ras-related protein Rab-7a
Exons: 5
Coding region: 1-930 (309 amino acids)
Molecular function (GO): GTP binding; GTPase activity
Source: RefSeq, a predicted model, not a curated record